Molecule: messenger RNA, 2074 nt
Organism: Condylostylus longicornis
Lineage: Eukaryota; Metazoa; Arthropoda; Insecta; Diptera; Dolichopodidae
Gene: usp
Product: protein ultraspiracle
Exons: 7
Coding region: 293-1759 (488 amino acids)
Biological process (GO): positive regulation of transcription by RNA polymerase II; cellular response to ecdysone; anatomical structure development
Cellular component (GO): activator ecdysone receptor complex; nucleus
Molecular function (GO): zinc ion binding; nuclear receptor activity; nuclear steroid receptor activity
Source: RefSeq, a predicted model, not a curated record
AAAAUUUGAUUAAUAGGGGGGAAAAAUUAAUAAAAGAAAAAAAUUUUGAAAAAGAAAAAAUAAAAAUUUUCUUUUUCUUUAAAUUGUGAUUAAAAAUUUUAUGCUUUGGAAACGGAAAUAAAUUGUGAUAAUUUUUUUUUUGACAAAAUUUCGAAUAUUUUUAGAAAAUUUUUUUAUUUAAUUUAAAUCUUUAUUAUUUCUAAAAAAAAUUUAAAAAAAAAAAUCUAAACAAAAUUUUAAAAAUAAAAUUGAAAUUGAAAAAAAAACGAGAGGAACUUUAAACGUUACAAAAAUGUUGAAAAAAGAGAAACCGAUGUUAUCAGUUGAUGCCUUAAUUCAGGCACAAAAUAAAACACCAUGGUUGCAAAAUCAAAGAGCUUAUAUGGAACAAGCAUUUGGGCAUAUGUCACCGAUAUCACCACAGGAAAUGAAACCAGAAAUGAAACCUGAUAUAUCAUUAUUAAAUGGUAACAGUAUUGAAAGUUUUUCACCAGGUCCUGGUAGUCCAAAUUCAUUUGCAACAAUAAAUAGUACAUUACAAUCAUUGAAUUCAUCAUGUGCAGCAUCACCAACUGGUGCUGGUGGUAAUGGUGGAAAUCAAAUUGGCGGUAAUGGUGGUAAUAAUAUACCAUCACAAUAUCCACCAAAUCAUCCAUUAAGCGGUUCAAAACAUUUAUGUUCGAUUUGUGGUGAUCGUGCUAGUGGAAAACAUUAUGGUGUUUAUAGUUGUGAAGGCUGUAAAGGUUUUUUCAAACGAACAGUACGUAAAGAUUUGACCUAUGCAUGCAGGGAAGAUAAAAAUUGUAUAAUUGAUAAAAGACAACGUAAUCGUUGUCAAUAUUGUCGUUAUCAAAAAUGUUUAGCUAUGGGUAUGAAACGUGAAGCUGUACAAGAAGAAAGACAACGUGCCGCUAAAGUACCACAAAUAAAAACUGAAGAUAUUAAUAGUAUAACAAGUUCUGUACGUGAUUUAACAAUUGAACGAAUUAUUGAUGCUGAACAACAAGCUGAAAUUAUUAGUGGAGAUAAUGCGAUACCAUUUUUAAGAGUUGGACCAAAUUCAAUGGUACAAAAUGAGUUUCGUGGUGCCGUUUCACAUUUAUGCCAAAUGGUUAAUAAACAAUUAUAUCAAAUGGUCGAAUAUGCUCGUAGAAUGCCGUAUUUUUCAAAAUUACAAUUGGAUGAUCAAGUAUUAUUAUUAAAGGCUGGAUGGAAUGAAUUAUUAAUUGCAAAUGUUGCAUGGCGUAGUAUAGAGUAUUUAGAUUUAGAGUGUUUACCUGAUGGUUCUUCAGAUCGUCGAGUACCAUUACGUCAACCACAACAAAUGUGCUUAGCACAAAAUUUUACAUACCAUCGUAAUAGUGCGUUACAGGCUGGUGUUGCACCAAUAUUUGAUAGGAUUUUAGGGGAAUUAAGUGUUAAAAUGAAACGUUUAAAUAUUGAUCGUUCAGAAUUAUCAUGUUUAAUGGCAAUUAUAUUAUUUAAUCCAGAUAUAAGAGGUCUUAAAUGUCGACAAGAAGUUGAAGUUUGUAGAGAAAAGAUUUACGCCUGUCUUGAUGAACAUUGUCGCAAUGAACAUCCAGGUGAUGAUAGUCGUUUUGCUCAAUUAUUGUUACGAUUACCAGCAUUACGUUCGAUUAGUUUAAAAUGUUUGGAUCAUUUAUUCUUCUUUCGUUUGAUGGGCGAUAAAUCAUUAGAACAGUCAAUAGUUGAGUUACUGGAACAAGAUUUCAAACAUAAUCAACAGCCAAUAUGUUAAUACAAAAAAAAAUAAUAUAUGCAUAUAUACGUAUACAUAAUAUUUAUACUAUAUAAUGUACUUAAUUAAGACACAAAAAUAAUAUUAAUCUUUUAUUAUUAUUUUGAAGAAGAAUAAAAGAAUUAAAAAAUAUAAACUAGAUAAUUAUAAAUAGACCAAAUUUAUUUUAACAAUAUUAAUAAUUUUCUAAACUUUGGCUUUUAUUCCAUUAAGUUUAUUUUUAUCAAAAUUUUGUGUUAAAUUGCAUUCUUGCAAAUCGAAAAAAAAAUAAAAUUUUAAUAAUUUUUAUUUACAUUAUGUUUAUGUAAUUACAUU